AUGGAAAUCUUCGGCUCACAUAUUAUCUCAUCGAAAGCAACUGCGAAAAAGAUGAAAAAAAAUUAUUAUGGAUUUACUCCACUCAUUAAGUCAUCAGAAUAUGGUCAUCUUGAUGUUGUUAAAUAUCUUAUCUCUGUCGGAGCCAAUAAAGAGGCAAAGGAUAAUAUUGGAUAUACUCCACUCAUUUAUGCAUCAGCAAAUGGUUAUCUUGAAGUCGUUAAAUAUCUUAUCUCUGUCGGAGCUAAUAAAGAAGCGAGGGGUAUGUUUGAAUACACUCCGCUCAUUAAGGCAUCUAAAGAAGGCCAACUUGAAAUUGUUAAAUAUCUUAUCUCUAUUGGAGCUAAUAAAGAAGCAAAGACUUAUUUUGGAGAGACUUCACUCCAGAUAGCAUCGGAUAAUGUUCACAAUGAAGUUGUUGAAUAUCUUAUCUCUGUUGGAGCUAAUAAAAACUAA
Molecule: messenger RNA, 453 nt
Organism: Trichomonas vaginalis G3
Lineage: Eukaryota; Parabasalia; Trichomonadida; Trichomonadidae
Product: ankyrin repeat protein family
Exons: 1
Coding region: 1-453 (150 amino acids)
Molecular function (GO): protein binding
Source: RefSeq, a predicted model, not a curated record